This is a messenger RNA of Salvia hispanica, 546 nucleotides long. The record is from RefSeq and is a predicted model, not a curated record. NCBI's taxonomy places the organism in Eukaryota, Viridiplantae, Streptophyta, Magnoliopsida, Lamiales, Lamiaceae.
AUGAUCCUCGAAGCCGUCGCUGACCACCGCCUCUGGAUCUGGUAUGCAUAUUUCGGUGUAGUCUGGUCGAACAACGACAUAAACAUCCUCAACUCGUCCACCCUCUUCGCCGAUCAAUGCAGGGGUCGCGGCCCGGCCAUCGAGUUCACUGCCAACGGCCUCAGAUAUCAUAUGGGGUACUACUUGGCCGAUGGCAUAUACCCAAGGUGGCCUGUUUUUGUGAAGACGAUCAGCUGUCCAAUAGAUGACCGGAGAAUCUUGUUUGCGGCAAACCAGGAGUCUGCGCGAAAGGAUGUGGAGCAGGCUUUUGGUGUGCCUCAAUCGCAGUGGGCAAUAGUGAAAGUCAAACAAGAAGUUGGACAUGUCACCGAUUGGGUUGAUGAUGAAGCCGGAUCUAGCUCCAGCACGGCGACCCCGCCUGUCGCUCGAAAUCCGAUGGGCUUCGGUGAAGUUCUAGAGAGACAGACCUCAAUGCGCAGCCAACAAGACCAUGCGGCGCUCAUGAACGACAUGAUUGAAGAAAUUUGGAAGCAUUUCGGCCAUUGA